Molecule: messenger RNA, 1539 nt
Organism: Pundamilia nyererei
Lineage: Eukaryota; Metazoa; Chordata; Actinopteri; Cichliformes; Cichlidae
Exons: 9
Coding region: 239-1201 (320 amino acids)
Cellular component (GO): cell-cell junction; membrane
Source: RefSeq, a predicted model, not a curated record
CCGUUAUCAGCCAUAAUAAAAGCUCGCUUUUUGUUCAACUUGCAACUCCUCUUUCAGCAUCUGCUUCUGGGUCCUGUUCACAACACAUCGGCGUGUGACAAAGGGUUUGUGUAAUGGAGGAAGAUGAUCUGCUGUGGCGGUGCCUAAAUGGAGCAGUGAAAGGGGAAGAAUAUACGAUGUAACACACACAAAGCAAUAGGAAGUCACAGCACUUCAACUGUGUUUCACAUCAGCGACCAUGAAACUGCCAACAUGUCUCACGUUUUUCUUUCAAGCACUAUUAAUUGUAGAAAGAGCAGCACUAGCUAAAUCCCCUCAAGAAGUCUCUGGAUAUCUUGGAGAAAACAUCACAUUGCACUCAGGAGUCGACCCAUCAUGGAGUCUCACCAAAAUUGAGUGGUCAAUAUUCACCAACAACACUUGGAUUGCCACUUAUCAUAGUGGAAAAACAAUGACUGAUCUAGUCCAUCAAUACAAAGGGAGACUCACUCUUAAUACAAUGACAGGUGACCUAACAAUUCACAACCUGACUGCAAAGGAUGCCACAGAAUACACCGUAGACCUCAGCAGCAGUGAGGCUGAACCUGAAGGAAAUACAAUUAAACUCAACGUAAAACAAAAGCUCCGGGAACCAUCCAUCCAGAUAGUCACGAGCACAUCUGUAGAAAAUGGCUGUUUUAUGGUGGUGAACUGCUCUUCUCUGGAUAAGGGCAUUAACCUUUCCUGGAGUGUUGAACCAGUCAGUGUGCUCACCAUCAACAAGCAUAAUCCCAGUGACAGCUCUGCACAACUUUUUGCAUUUGUCAACACCACACAGAACCUUGCAAACUUUACUUGCACCUCCAGGAGAGAUAUUGAGCGUGUUCCUUCGAAAACUGUCACUCCAAAGUGUGAUAGUAAGAUUUGUGUUUCAAAUUGUACGAGUCCACCUCCACCCAGGAGAGUGACACAUCAUAGGGCUAGAUAUUCUGCAGUUUUGUUCUUGUCUGGCACUGUAUUUGGUAGCAUCGGAGUUAUUAUAAUUUACCGUUAUGCAGUGCAAUCGCACAGCCUGCAGCAUGACUUGUCAUUAAUAACUAGGAAUUGUGCUACUGGAUCAGAAAGAAGACAAAGAGUACAAAGAAGUAUAAAGGAAGAUGAAGAGACUGCAAAUGUGCAGGACGAGCAAGUGGCAACACCAACACAAAGAGAGGAAGAAUGAAGACGACAACAAGAGGGACUGUGAGGAAAAAGAAACAACGUCAAGCAUGUCAUAACAUCAACAAGAAUUCCUGAACCAGUGAACAAACACAGACUGAAGACAACCAUCGUAUUCAAAUGAAUGCAUUUUGACAGAAUUCUCAGAAGAUGGAUACAUUAUAAUGAGCAUAUCAAGUGUCAUAACUCAGACUCACUAAAAUAUACAUCACAAUCAUAUAUAGGAACUGAGGUUGCUGCUGUACAUGUUUGAACUUGUGUCUUUUCUGCCUUAUUUGUUUUAUGUAUUUUAUUAUUAUCUUGUGUGAAUCUCUCGCUAAUAAAAGGAUAUAAAAAUAUGAA